This is a messenger RNA of Coffea arabica (coffee), 559 nucleotides long. Lineage: Eukaryota; Viridiplantae; Streptophyta; Magnoliopsida; Gentianales; Rubiaceae. The record is from RefSeq and is a predicted model, not a curated record.
CGCCAAAUGUGGGGUGUGCUUUGCCCCUUGUCCACCAUCAAAUCUUGUUUAUAACUUGCAAUUUCCCUUCCUAUUCAUCUUUAUUCUUUGACCAAAAAAAAAAAAAAUUGUCCGUACUCUCUCUUGCAAUAAAGAGCAAAAGAGGCCGAGUCAGAGAAAGAUGGAGAGCGAAGAAGCCAGACAAACAGGAGAAUCGGGCGCGUGCAUGAGGCUGGUACAGAUGAGCUCAAAACCCAAUUCUUGUCAUCAAGUUUGUCUCGUGGCCUUGCUAAUGAUGAACUGCCAAAGGUGGAAAAGUGGUGGGGAAUUUUUGAUCUUUGUAAGCAGGAUGGAUUUUGGCAAAGACCUGACUGGCUGGAAGGAGCUAUUGCUGCUAAAUCAGAUUUUCAAGCUCAAGAUGAUGACGUGCUGCUUUCAUCCCAACCAAAAUCGGGAACUACUUGGCUUAAAGCUCUUGUGGUCUCCAUUAUGGACAAUUAUGCUGCUCGUACUACCAACAAUAUCAAUGAUGCCAUGGUUCAGUAUGAUCUUUUGGCAGAAAAUUUUCCCCAGGACUUGA